Molecule: messenger RNA, 2061 nt
Organism: Anarrhichthys ocellatus (wolf-eel)
Lineage: Eukaryota; Metazoa; Chordata; Actinopteri; Perciformes; Anarhichadidae
Gene: trappc4
Product: trafficking protein particle complex subunit 4
Exons: 5
Coding region: 11-670 (219 amino acids)
Biological process (GO): endoplasmic reticulum to Golgi vesicle-mediated transport
Cellular component (GO): TRAPP complex
Source: RefSeq, a predicted model, not a curated record
CGUUGCAAAGAUGGUGAUCUACAGUGUUUAUGUGGUGAACAAGGCUGGAGGUUUAAUUUACCAAUAUGAUAACUACGUCCCGAGAGCGGAGGCCGAGAAGACAUUCAGCUACCCGUUAGAUUUAGUGCUGAAGCACCACGAUGAAAAGGUCGUCGUGUCGUUUGGACAGCGGGACGGAAUCAGAGUGGGCCACGCAGUGCUGUCCAUCAACGGAGUCGAUGUGGUGGGCAAGAACACAGCAGAGGGGAAGGACACCCUUGAAUAUUUAAAUGAUCCCGCAAACUACCCGGUGUCUAUUCGCUUUGGUCGGGCACGCCUGAGCUCCAACGAGAAGCUGAUGCUGGCAUCCAUGUUCCACUCGUUGUUUGCUAUAGGUUCACAGCUGUCUCCUGAUGUUGGCAGUUCAGGGAUUGAGAUGCUAGAAACGGAUGUUUUCAAACUCCACUGCUUCCAGACUCUCACAGGUAUAAAGUUCAUCGUGCUGGCGGAUCCUCGACAAUCCGGUAUUGAUGCGCUGUUGAGGAAGAUCUAUGAGAUCUAUUCAGAUUUUGCACUCAAGAACCCGUUUUAUUCUCUGGAAAUGCCAAUCAGGUGUGAACUCUUUGACCAGAAUCUGAAAGGUUCACUGGAGAUCGCAGAGAAAGCUGGCAACUUUGGAGCCGGAUCGUGAACCAGAGAAGACUAGAUAGAAUGUGAUAUGAUAUCUAACCACAACAGACUCACUGACUUCAUAUGAAGGUGGUUAAAAGCGGGGGGGGGGGAAACAAAUGGAUUUUCUUUGUUUCUUUUUCCAAGUUGGUAUCGGGACUGUCGGUCAACAAAUUGUAAAUACAUUUUGUUUUGUAAAUACUUGAAGAUUAAUUACAUACUGUUUCACAUGUUUGUUUUUGGCUGCAUUUAUAUGGACUUGAGUGAUUUAACUGUAGUGAGCUGAGCAUUGAGCAUAAACUAUGAAACCUAACAACAAAGUGUCAUUUAUUCAAGCCAUUGAAGAACACACGUUUAGUUUUCUACAAAAAAAGAUGUUUAAUUCUUGUAAUUCCAUUCAUGAUUCAAUAUUACAAAGUAGUUUUAUUUAAAAACAGAUACUGUAUAAAAUACCAGUUUAAAGUUUUGUGCUCUUUUAAUUGAAAUACAAAAGUGUCUUAAAGAGAGGAAACCGUUCUCUGGAUGUGUUUUUGCCACAUUCCCAUUAUAUGGCAAACAAUGUGUAGUCAUUUACAUUUUGUUAUUGAUCUCAUGAGUAUUAAUACUGUAGAAAAGCACUUUUCUUUUUUCAAGAAAAGGCACUCAACGUCUCAGGGCUUAGCUUACGUCCUGUAAGACAAAGUACUAUGGUAAAAAAAAAAAUCAAGUUACAAAAAUAUUAAAAUACAUUGAUGGCUUAAAGUAUCCAGUUUUCUUCUGGGUGUAAAAAUGUUUUAGUCGGCCUUCUUGGACACGUGACCCAUCUUGGUGCGGAUGUUGCGCAGUAGGAAGAAUCCAACCGUGGCGACGCCACAGGUGAUCUCUGCUACCCAGAAGGCCAUUUCCCAGCCGUGGUGCUUGGCAAUAGUGCUGAAUGGAAGUCCAGACAGGAAGCCACCAACUGAGGGGAGACAAGUUUACUCCCAAGGAUUAGAGAAUAUACAAAGUAUGUCUUACAGUAUAUAAACUAAACCAAGUAAACAGUAUCACUGAGGAACUAUUUGUAAAGUAUCAUUAGUGUUACGGCGGUUAGUAACAGCUGUACGUCGGGCUCCAUAUGUGCACCACUCAACUUACCGUUAGCCAUGAGGGCAACAAUGGCAUGUGAUGUCCCACAGUAGUUGGAGGGGGCGCUCUCAUUGGCUAUAACUCCGAAUAACGCUAUUGGUCCAUAAGACGAGAAACCGAAAGCAGCACCCAAGCAGAGUAUCCACACCUGGACGUACAAAUGAGAGGCACAGUCGUGAUGUUUACAGGCUUUUAAUAAUCUCUUCAUUAUUAACUUUUGUCGAAUGGGAUGUCUGCGUUCGAACAGAUACCUUUGAGCUGUCGGGAGUAACUGUGACUCUGAACAGGAACAUGGACACCGACAUU